GUCUCUCUCCACUCUGCUUUUUUUCCUGCCCUCUUUUGAGCAUCCUUUGGUGAUCGUGUAGACCACAGCCGCAGUGGCUAGCAGCAGCAUCCAUGGCCUAAACGCAGAGGACUAAAACAUCCACCGGCCCGCCGUACCAAGGAUACGGGGACUUUAAAGACGAGGCUGGAAGUGUGCUCUGUUUUUUUUCUUACAUCUCUCCAUCUGGUAACCAGGGGCUUCUCUUCUCCCCUCCUCCCAUUUCAGGCUCCUUGGAGAUAGAGGAAUGCAAAUCUGCAAUCAUGAUGGAAGGAUUGAAAAAACGCACCAGGAAGGCCUUCGGGAUACGGAAGAAAGAAAAGGACACUGACUCUACGGGGUCACCAGACAGAGAUGGUGGAGAGUCCCAAGAGACUGAAUCGCCACAGAAAAAGACCAACGGUGCUCCAAAUGGCUUCUACGGGGAGAUUGAUUGGGACAGAUAUAACUCGCCUGAGUUAGAUGAUGAAGGAUAUAGCAUCAGGCCAGAAGAACCAGCCCCCAAAGAAAAGUCUCACUUUUUCUCCUCAAGUGAGUCUGAGGAAGAGGAGGCACACUUAAAAAAGUUUAAAAUCAAAAUCAGACCGCUGCCAGCAGACGCUAACAUUGCAACUCCCUCGGUAGAUGAAUUAAAAGCCUCCAUAGGCAACAUAGCUCUGUCUCCCUCGCCUCUGAGGAAUAGUCCGAGACGUAGCCCGGGGCUGGCUAAAAGAAAUCCCGGUGAAGAAAUUGCACGACCAAGACGUGCUGUUCCAGCGCCUGCUCCUGCUCCUGCUCCUGCUCCUGCUCCUGCUCCUGCUCCUGCUCCUGCUCCUGCUCCUGCCCCUUCCCCGACACCUGCACCUCCACCCCCUCCUGAGCCUGCUAGUAAUAAGAAAUCUCCAGUGCCAGAGGAUGCAACAGCCUUAUUCGGCCCUCCGCUGGAGACAGCCUUUGAUGAGCAGAAGACCAGUGAAGUGGUGAUAGAGGAACCUGAGGUUUGGGGUGCACCCCUGCCUGAGCAACACCUAGACUCCUCUCUGGCAAGACCUUUUCCUACAGGAACUCUGCCUCCGCUUCCGCCUAAGAAUGUGCCGACUUCCCCCCCUCCGAUUGAAUCUCCUGCUACAGAACCUACCGAUGGACAGAAAGAAGAAGAAAAUUCAAGGCAGACCUCGCAGAGGCCCUCUAUAGCUGAUCUAGACAACAUUUUUGGUCCAGAAGACUCUCCAAAACCUGGUGAAGAUGUUGGAGAUAAGUGGGUCUGCUUCAAUGAUGAGUCACCUCAAGGACCUCUUUCGGAGGGAGAGCCAGCACCUCCACUACCCUCAUCUCCACCUCCCCCAGCAGAACCAGCACCCCCAUUACCUAAAUCACCCCCUCCAACAGAGGAGCCGAAUCCUCCUUUACCAAAAUCUCCACCUCCUCCUGCAGAGCCAGCACCUUCUCCUCCUUCCAUUGAGUCACCAAAGGAUAGCCUCCCUCCUGUCCCACCUGUUCCCAAAGACACCACUCCUUCUCCCCCAACUGUCCCUCCUCCUCCGAUUGAAGAGGCCCCACCACCCCCGAAACCAGAUGAUCUUUCUUACUCCAAAACAGACUUUGCGGCAUGUGAGUCCCAAUCAGACUCGACCAACAGCCCUCCAACCACUGUAGAGACAAGUGAACGCACAAUCCCUCCACCCUUGGUUCUGAACCAAGAGGACAAGAAGAGCCCUGAGGAGACCCCAUCAAAAGAGGACCCAAGUGAGAGCAGCGCUUCACCCAAAGAGAUCAGUCAAGGACUGCGCUCAACACCUCCUCCUCCUCCACCUCCCACAUAUAGGGCGGUGGUGUCAUCCCCAGGGCCCAUACCUCCAGCUGCAACAAGUGGAAAUGAAAGUGGCUCCUCCUCCCCUGCACGUCCCUCUACGCCAUUGACUACAAGCAGCUCUCCCCCUCCCCCUCCCCCACCUCGGCCACCCUCACGACCCAAACUGCCACCUGGGAAACCAAGCGUAGGGGACGUGAAUCGGCCGUUCAGCCCCCCUGUACACUCGUCAAGCCCCCCUCCUCUGGCUCCGUUGGCCCGUGCAGAAAGCACUUCUUCAAUCUCCUCCACCAACUCUCUGAGUGCCGCCACUACUCCCACCGUCGGUAAAGAGCUCUCCGUGUCUGUGUCAGAAGAUGACGCAUUUGUAGACAAACUUCCCAGCUUUGAGAGGCGGGCAGACUUGCCAGCAGGCUGCUCUCGAGGGCCCAGUCCCCUCACAAUGGGGGCCCAGGACACCCUGCCCGUGGCUGCAGCUUUCACAGAGACAGUCAGUGCCUACUUCAAAGGAGCUGACCCCAAUAAGUGUGUGGUGAAGAUCACCGGAGAGAUGGUGUUGUCCUUCCCGGCGGGCAUCACACGGCAUUUUGCAAAUAACCCAUCGCCUGCUGUGCUAACCUUCAGCAUAACCAACUACAGUCGUCUGGAACACGUCCUUCCUAACCCUCAGUUACUGUGCUGUGACACCACACAGCCCAAUCCUGACUCAAAGGAGUUCUGGGUGAAUAUGCCAAACCUGAUGACCCAUUUAAAGAAGGUGGCCGAGCAGAAACCACAAGCAACUUACUACAAUGUAGACAUGCUGAAAUAUCAGGUGUUACCGAAGGGCCUACAGUCCACUCCUCUAAAUCUAGCAGUGAGCUGGAGGUGUGAGCCCACCAGUACCGAUCUGAGGAUAGACUACAAGUACAACGGUGGUGCCAUGACCACUCCUGUUGCCCUCAACAACGUUCAGUUCCUCAUUCCUGUGGACGGAGGCGUCAGCAAACUACAGGCAGUGCUUCCCCCGGCUGCCUGGAAUGCUGAACAGCAGAGAAUCUUAUGGAAGAUUCCAGAUAUUUCUCAGAAGUCUGAGAAUGGAGGUGUGGGAUCUCUGCUGGCCCGUUUCCAGCUGACGGAGGGUCCCAGUAAACCGGCUCCGGUGGCCGUGCAGUUCACCAGUGAGGGCAGCACUCUGUCAGGCUGUGACAUUGAGCUGGCUGGCCUCGGGUAUCGAUUUUCCCUCAUCAAAAAGAGGUUUGCAGCAGGAAAAUACAUGGCGGACAACUAAACGACCUGACGCCAGUCUGCAUAUUUUGGACCAAUUCUGAGUAUUUAAAACACAGGACAUGACCCCUACCUGACCUUAUGGAUAAACCUUUGUAGAUGUACAAUACAGGUGGACCUCACACACACACACACUCCAGCAGUAUUAUAUGAGUUGCAUUAUAAAAUGUGGACCGUUUUAGGGUGUACUUCUUAUAUUUGUGAACCGUACUCACUUUGCAACAUC
Molecule: messenger RNA, 3299 nt
Organism: Puntigrus tetrazona (Sumatra barb)
Lineage: Eukaryota; Metazoa; Chordata; Actinopteri; Cypriniformes; Cyprinidae
Gene: sgip1a
Product: SH3GL interacting endocytic adaptor 1a
Biological process (GO): clathrin coat assembly; synaptic vesicle endocytosis; clathrin-dependent endocytosis
Cellular component (GO): clathrin-coated pit; clathrin-coated vesicle; cytoplasm
Source: RefSeq, a predicted model, not a curated record